Malania oleifera is the source of this 1773-nucleotide messenger RNA. RefSeq names its product glycerol-3-phosphate acyltransferase 5-like. Gene Ontology annotation, molecular function: glycerol-3-phosphate 2-O-acyltransferase activity; phosphatase activity. The coding region runs from base 153 to 1661 and encodes 502 amino acids. NCBI's taxonomy places the organism in Eukaryota, Viridiplantae, Streptophyta, Magnoliopsida, Santalales, Ximeniaceae. Gene Ontology annotation, cellular component: membrane. Gene Ontology annotation, biological process: cutin biosynthetic process. The transcript has 2 exons. The record is from RefSeq and is a predicted model, not a curated record.
GUAAACCGAUAAGCUGCCACACUCCACCAUUAGACAUCCAGGCCGGUUCAAAUUCAAUCCCUUCAACCCUUAUAAUCCCUCUCAUCUCUCCCACCCUAAACCAACCAUAUAAUAUCCACCAACGUACAAACCUAGGAAGCUCUACCCAGCUAAUGGAAUCAUCGCCGCCGCCACAGCCGCCCCCACCAUCGGUGGUCUCGGAGCUGGAGGGAACUCUUCUGAAGGACCAAGAUCCUUUCCCCUACUUCAUGCUCUUAGCGUUCGAGGCCUCCGGCCUGGUCCGGUUCGCCCUACUCCUGAUUCUGUGGCCGGUGAUUCGCCUCCUCGACGCCGUGGGGAUGGGGGACGCCGGGCUUCGGCUGACCAUCUUUGUCGCCGUCGCUGGUCUCCGGGAGCCAGACAUCAAAUCGGUGGGGAGAGCGGUAAUGCCGAAGUUUUACGUAGAUGAUGUGGAGAUGGAAGCUUGGAGGGUGUUUAGCUCCUUCGACAAGAGAGUUGUGGUGAGCAAAAUGCCUACGAUUAUGGUGGAGAGGUUCGUGAAGGAACACUUGCGAGCCGACCAAGUUAUUGGGACUGAACUGGUUGUGAAUCGGUUCGGGUUUGCUACCGGGUUCGUUAGGGACAAAGUUGGUUCGGUUUCUGAUCGCGUCGCCGGACUGUUCGGGGAUGAGCCGCCCUGUUUAGGAUUGGGAAGGUCCCGACGUGGAUCCAGUUCUUCCUUCUUGUCAUUGUGCAAGGAACAGUCCCACCCGCCAUUCACCGCCAACCAAAACAACACCGACCACCACCUCCGCCCGUUGCCUGUGAUUUUCCACGACGGACGGCUCGUAAAGCGCCCGACACCAUCAACCGCUCUCCUCAUCAUCCUGUGGAUCCCUCUGGGCAUUUUGCUCGCUACCAUUCGCAUCCUCAUCGGACUUAUACUCCCACUGUCCACCAUUCCCUACGUCUCCAGCAUAUUCGGCGCCAAAGUCAUCAUCAAAGGAAAGCCGCCGCCGGCAGUGUCCGGCACCAACACCGGCGUCCUAUUCGUCUGCACCCAUCGAUCCUUAAUGGACCCCGUCGUCCUCUCCACCGUGCUCCGGCGAAAGAUCACGGCUGUCACCUACUCCAUUUCUCGGCUGUCGGAGAUCCUCUCGCCGAUACCCACCGUCCGGCUAACGAGGGUCCGGAAUUUAGACGCCGAGAUGAUCAAGCAAGAACUGGCGAAAGGAGAUCUGGUGGUGUGUCCGGAGGGAACCACAUGUCGGGAACCCUUUCUUCUGAGGUUUAGCGCGCUCUUCGCGGAGUUAACGGAUCGGAUCGUGCCCGUGGCGAUGAACUACCGGGUCGGGUUCUUUCACGCGACGACGGCGAGGGGGUGGAAGGGUUUGGACCCGGUUUUCUUCUUCAUGAACCCUCGGCCGGUGUACGAGGUGACGUUCCUGAGCGAGUUGCCGGCGGAGGCCACGUGCUCGGCUGGAAAAAGCCCUCAUGACGUGGCGAAUUACGUGCAGAGGAUCUUGGCUGCUACGCUUGGGUUUGAGUGCACCAACUUUACUAGGAAGGACAAGUAUCAGCUUCUCGCCGGGAAUGAUGGAACUGUGACGUCGUCGUCGCCGGCUAGCUCGUACGGUAAAGCGAAGAAGGUCGUGGACGCAUUUAAGCCGUCUAUUCACUAAAAAUUAAUAAGAUGAGAGUUAUCUCUCUGUUUUAUUUUUCUUCUUCAUUAUGAUAUAUUUUUACUCCAUUAUGGUGCGUGCAUGCAUAUAUAUGAUAUCUCUUUGUACAAAA